Molecule: messenger RNA, 1278 nt
Organism: Cydia fagiglandana
Lineage: Eukaryota; Metazoa; Arthropoda; Insecta; Lepidoptera; Tortricidae
Product: serine protease persephone-like
Exons: 12
Coding region: 120-1226 (368 amino acids)
Biological process (GO): proteolysis
Molecular function (GO): serine-type endopeptidase activity
Source: RefSeq, a predicted model, not a curated record
GUCAUUCAACUUUAAAUUUUGUUGGAGUCAACAGAUAUGUGCAUACUUAAUUUUGACUGUGAAAUAGUGUGAUCGUAUUAAAAGGAUUCUCAAUAGAAUCAUUAGAAAUCUCAAUCAAGAUGUUUUCGAAGUGUUGUUUCCUGUUCAUGAUUUUGUUAGUUCAUAUUAUUACGGCAGGAGAAGUCGGGGACAGUUGCACUCCUAGUGAAGAUGUGGAGGAUGGAGUGUGCACUCUCGUCACCAAUUGUAAAGUGGCCUUAAGUCAAAUAAAAGACAAGAACUAUCACUCAUUUGCAAGAUGUGGCUUCGAAGGAGUUACAGAAGUUAUGUGCUGUCCCAGCACAAACGUGAAAUUUGGUGAGACGACAGAAUCAACGCGUAGAGUUGACGAUAAUAACGGUAACACGCGUCCAACCAAAAGAAUCGCGGAAGUAGAAUGCCAAAAGAUCAUCGCUUCUAGCAAACCGCCAUUGGACCUGCACAUUAUCGGCGGCGAGCAGUCUUCACUCGGGGAAUUCCCGCAUAUGGUGGCCUUGGGAUUCGAAGGGCAAUUCGGCUACCGAUUCGACUGUGGCGGUUCUCUCAUCUCCAACCGCUUCGUACUGACUGCCGCACACUGCGUGGACACGCCCGACAGGCUAGAGCCAACUGUGGUGCGCAUGGGAGUCAUAGACCUAGGAGAUGCGCAGUUUAACUCGGAAACCGACGUGCGCGUCGAGACGAUAUACAAGCAUCCCAACUACACGCGCAGCCUCAAGUAUGACGAUCUGGCGCUUCUGAAGCUAGAGAAAGCGGUACAGUUCGACACCACGCUCAACGCGGCGUGUCUCUACACAAAAGACACAGAUCCUACCACCGCGCUCACCAUCACGGGCUGGGGCACUACCAGCACUACAAAGGACGCGCGCAGUAAUACGCUGCUAAAGGCGAACGUGACCAUAGUCUCGCGAUCUAAAUGCAGCGAGUCCUACACUUCUACCAAAUGGCGCAAGUUGCCUAACGGCAUCUCGGAGACGCAGGUCUGCGCUGGCGACCCCGACGGCCUGCGGGACACAUGUCAGGGAGACUCCGGCGGCCCCCUACAGAGCCUGACGGAGCCGGACGGGCAGACUCGCCUCGUGGGCGUCACGUCGUUCGGCCGCGGCUGCGGCUCCGCCGUGCCUGGCGUCUACACGCGCCUCAGCCACUACCUCGACUGGAUCGAGAGCGUCGCCUGGCCGAGAUAAUAAUUAGAGAUGCCACGAAUAUUCGGUAUUCGGCCAAAUACCGAAAAUCUGU